Molecule: messenger RNA, 3472 nt
Organism: Lepisosteus oculatus (spotted gar)
Lineage: Eukaryota; Metazoa; Chordata; Actinopteri; Semionotiformes; Lepisosteidae
Source: RefSeq, a predicted model, not a curated record
CCAAUGAGUUGGUCUAGUUAUUCUUUGAGAACAUUUCCUUAAUUAUCUUUGAUUUAACCUUUCUAGUUUUUUUUCUUUUAAUUUAAGGACUGUCUUUUAGCUUUAUGGAGUGUCUUUCCUAUCUUUUUGGAUAAACAGUAUGGACCACAAAAAAAUAUUCCAUGGAUGCAUAGGACAAAAGAGGAACUCUGUGAUGUCGUUCUUUGGUUUGGAUUGCAGGAAGAAGAAAGAAAAAGAGGAAGAGAGGCACAUUCGAGCAAAUAAUAGAGAAUUCAAUCUUUCCUUCAAGUAUGCGACAAAUGCCAUUAAAACCUCCAAAUAUAAUGUGAUUACAUUCCUGCCUCUUAACCUCUUCGAGCAAUUCCAGAGAAUAGCCAAUGCCUACUUCCUCUUUCUGCUCAUUUUACAGCUAAUUCCACAAAUAUCCUCCUUGUCCUGGUUUACUACGGUGGUGCCUCUGGUGUUGGUGCUAGCUGUGACUGCAGCAAAAGAUGCCACCGAUGACAUCAAUCGACACAAAAGUGAUAAACAGGUCAACAACCGCCAGGUUAAAGUCCUUAUCAAUGGAGAACUUAUUAGCGAAAAAUGGAUGAACGUUCAAGUUGGAGAUAUAAUCAAACUAGAAAACAACCAGUUUGUUACGGCAGAUCUGCUAUUGCUGUCCAGUAGUGAACCUCUUAAUCUCGUAUAUAUUGAGACUGCCGAACUGGAUGGAGAAACUAACCUAAAGGUGAAGCAGGCCCUGACAGUUACUGGGGAGAUGGGAGAUGACAUCCAAACACUAGCGGCUUUUGAUGGUGAGGUGAAAUGUGAGCCGCCCAAUAAUCGCCUGGAUAAGUUCAUGGGCACGCUGACGUACCAGGGUCAGAAGUAUGCCCUGGACAACGAGAAAAUCUUGUUGAGGGGCUGCACGCUGAGAAACACGGAGUGGUGCUUCGGCCUUGUCAUUUUCGGAGGUCCAGACACCAAGCUAAUGCAGAACUGUGGGAAGACAACGUUUAAACGGACCAGCAUUGAUCGAUUAAUGAAUGUACUAGUGCUCUGGAUUUUUGGAUUUCUGGGUUUCAUGUGCACUGUCCUGGCAAUUGGCAAUGGGAUCUGGGAACAGCAGGAAGGAUCUAAAUUCACAGUCUUCCUACCCUGGCAAGAGGGAGUCAAUGCCCCCUUUUCAGCUUUCCUUACCUUCUGGUCCUACGUCAUCAUCCUCAAUACUGUGGUGCCUAUCUCCCUGUAUGUAAGCGUGGAGAUCAUCCGGCUGGGGAACAGUUUCUACAUUGACUGGGACCGGAAGAUGUACUACCCUCGCAGCGACACGCCCUCGGAAGCACGCACCACCACCCUCAAUGAGGAGCUGGGGCAGAUCAAGUACAUCUUCUCCGACAAGACCGGCACCCUCACGCAGAACAUCAUGGCCUUCAACAAGUGCUCCAUCAAUGGCAAAUCAUACGGGGACGUGUUUGAUUUUGCUGGGCAGGGAAUGGAAAUCACUGAGAAAAUGGAUAGAGUGGAUUUCUCCUACAAUCCUCUGGCAGAUCCCAAGUUUGUCUUUCAUGACCACAGCCUGGUGGAGGCUGUGAAGCUGGAAAACCUGGAAGUGCACACUUUCUUCAGACUGCUCUCGCUCUGCCACACGGUCAUGGCUGAGGAGAAGAAAGAAGGUCACCUACUGUACCAAGCCCAGUCUCCAGAUGAGGGCGCCCUUGUCACAGCAGCAAGGAACUUUGGCUUUGUCUUUCGCUCCAGGACACCUGAGACUGUCACAGUGGUGGAGAUGGGAGUCCAAAAGACCUAUGAGCUGCUGGCCAUUCUAGACUUCAACAAUGUACGCAAGAGAAUGUCUGUGAUUGUGCGCUGUCCUGAAGGCAAGCUGUCUCUGUACUGCAAGGGGGCUGACACCAUCAUCUAUGAGAGGCUUCAUCCUUCCUGCAGCAAGCUAAUGGAUGUCACUACAGAGCACCUGAAUGUAGGUGUCAUGUCGCUGGUUUUCUUCUCUUGGCAAAGGCUAACUGAAGCCAUCUCUUUACUAGGAGCCACAGCCAUUGAGGACAAGCUGCAGGAUGGAGUUCCCCAAACCAUUGAACAACUGUCCAAGGCUGAAAUCAAGAUAUGGGUGCUGACUGGAGAUAAGCAAGAAACAGCAGAGAACAUUGGCUACUCGUGUAAUAUGCUUCGGGAGGAGAUGAAAGAUGUCUUUGUCAUCUCGGCAAACACAGCAGAUGAAGUACGGGAGGAACUGAGGAGCGCACGGAGGAAAAUGAAGCCAGAGUCAGAUACAGAACCUGAAAUUGAAGAAGUGGACAAUCAGAAGAAAAAGCCCAAGAAGGAAACGCAACUGGUGCCUGACGAAACUGUGGAGGGGGAGUACGGUCUUGUCAUCAAUGGACAUAGCCUGGCCUACGCCCUGGAGAAGAACAUGGAGAUGGAGCUGCUGCGCACGGCCUGCAUGUGCAAGACGGUGAUCUGUUGCCGGGUGACUCCACUGCAGAAAGCACAGGUGGUGCAGCUGGUCAAGAAAUUCAAGCAGGCUGUGACUUUGGCCAUUGGAGAUGGGGCCAAUGAUGUCAGCAUGAUCAAAGCGGCUCACAUUGGGGUUGGAAUCAGCGGACAGGAGGGCAUGCAGGCAGUGCUCUCCAGCGAUUUCUCCUUCGCCCAGUUCCGCUAUCUGCAGCGCCUCCUGCUGGUGCAUGGCCGUUGGUCCUACCUUCGCAUGUGCAAGUUCCUAAAAUAUUUCUUCUACAAGAACUUCACUUUCACACUUGUCCACUUCUGGUAUGGCUUCUUCUGCGGAUUCUCUGCACAGACGGUAUACGACGAAUGGUUUAUCACACUCUACAACUUGGUUUACACAUCGCUCCCUGUGCUGGGGAUGAGUCUGUUUGAUCAGNNNGUGAAUGAUCGCUGGAGCUUGCAGUAUCCUCAGCUCUACGAGCCAGGGCAGCUCAACAUGUACUUCAGCAAGGGGGCCUUUGUGAAGUGUGUCCUCCACAGCAUCUACAGCUCCUUGGUGCUCUUCUUCAUCCCCUAUGGUGCGAUGUAUGACACCGUGCGCGAUGACGGCAAGGACAUAGCCGACUACCAGUCGUUCGCGUUGUUGGCGCAGACCUGCCUGCUGAUUGCUGUCAGCAUCCAGAUUGGCCUGGACACAGCUUAUUGGACAGCUGUGAACCAGUUUUUCAUCUGGGGCAGCCUGGCUGUGUACUUUGCCAUCACAUUCACUAUGUACAGCAAUGGGAUGUACCUUAUCUUCACUGCUUCCUUCCCAUUCAUUGGAACGGCAAGGAAUUCCCUGAACCAGCCCAAUGUCUGGCUGACCAUUAUCCUCACCUCCAUCCUGUGUGUGCUGCCUGUUGUAGCUUACAGAUUUGUUCUGGUGCUGCUCCGCCCAACCAUCAAUGAAAAGGUGAGGAAAGUGACAGUGCAUUCUGUUUUAUCUUAUAGCACAUUAACAAAAUUAUGACCAUCCUUAAUUAAG